AUGCGGACAGUCUCUGUGCAAAUCGUGUUUGCCCCAGACAUAUGCUCGCAAGGGCAUCUCCUUCCCGGGACCGCUGCCAGGCGGGAGGGGUUUGCCUGUCCCUACGACGAGUGCGGGAGAGAGCAUGCGAGGGCGGAUUGCGCCCCGGACGUCGCCCUCGAGAACAUCAUGGACCAGGGACGCGUGGAGAUUGAAAAGAAACUCCGAGAGGGUGGUGGACCCCUACCUCACGUGGCGGACCAGCUGCUAGUGUCCGCUUAUUCCAGUGCGGUGUCCGGGGAUCUGAAAUUUAACUUUGGCCGCAGCGGUUUUUUCGGUGAUGCACGCGACAAAGAUUUUGCCGUGCCCACCGCCACCGCCGACACCGCCCACGACGCCGCGUCGGAUGACUUGGUUGGGAACCACGACCAUGACGUCGGCGGUGCCCCCAAAACCGCCACAUCCUUCACAGUGGCUUCCGGUACCACUUUUUCCAGUGCCUUGCACACCGCAGUCGCUGCCGAUGCGCAAGAUGCAUCAGCGGCUUGUGACGGCACACCCAGCGUCGGUGCCCAAUCACUCAUGUCCAGCGUAAUUGGCGCCAUGAGAAGUGAGGCCGACUGCAAGGUCUGCUAUGCCAUCUUCGACGAUCCCGUGACCACCGCUUGCGGCCACACGUACUGCCGCCUCUGCCUACAGCGGUCCCUCGACAUCCACCCCUCCUGUCCUCUAUGCCGCCGAAACUUGUCCGCCAACACCUACUUUCGCACCGAGUCAUCUCCGACCAAUGAAAGGCUAGGCCUCAUCCUAGAGACUCUCUGGCCCGAACAGGUGCAAUCCCGUCGCGAUGUAGCAAAGGAGGAGGCAGUCGCGCGCGAGGCGGAAGCCCAGCACGACGUGCCCAUCUUUGUCUGCACGGUAUCCUUGCCCACCAUGCCUACGGUUCUACACAUCUUUGAGCCAAGGUACCGUCUCAUGAUUCAGCGCGCCAUGCAGGGCAACCGGAUUUUUGGUAUGGUGCUGCCACGAGAGACCAUCCGGAGCGUCGAGCCUAACGGCAACGAGAGCCUCCCUUUUGCCGAACUCGGCACCCUCCUGCGGAUUAAGAAUGUUAGGGUGUUCCCCGACGGUAGGAGCCUCGUGGAGGCCACCGGCAUGUCGCGAUUUCGCAUCGUGGAGCACUCCUUGCUAGAUGACUACAUUGUCGCCCGCGUCGAACGGAGCGGUGGGUGCGUUGUUCUCUGA
Molecule: messenger RNA, 1224 nt
Organism: Parascedosporium putredinis
Lineage: Eukaryota; Fungi; Ascomycota; Sordariomycetes; Microascales; Microascaceae
Source: the annotation of a GenBank genome assembly